Cetraspora pellucida is the source of this 181-nucleotide messenger RNA. Lineage: Eukaryota; Fungi; Glomeromycota; Glomeromycetes; Diversisporales; Gigasporaceae. The record is from the annotation of a GenBank genome assembly.
UUUAGUUCAAUUACUCACAGAAAUUGCUUAUCAAGUAUCUCUAUUUACUAUAAAAGAAGUUAUAGAAUUUGCAUCAAAUAUUGAAGAUUCAAAUUCUAUAGAUUAUUUUUAUCCUUAUCUAUUAACUAAAAAUUGGAAAUUACAAAACUGUAUCAUUAAAUUAAUCAUCAAUAAAUGCUAA